UAUAGGCAUUGGGCGGUUUAUAACCUGCGGCCUGUGUGUCUCAACGGCCAUGGCUUCCUUUAGGAGCUUGGACGAAUAUACCGUUACUCAUCUUCUUCAACUCUGUGCAAAACCCAUCAGCAACCAGGCACAGUUUCCAAAGCAAGCUGUUCUUCCAUUACCCAUUUCGAGAAGGUCCGCGAUCCUGAUUUCCUCGCUGCCUUUCGGCCUCCUCGUUUCACACUCUCCACCUUCUGAGGCCAGAGAGCGCCGCAACAAGAAGACCAUCCCUCUUGAGGACUACCUCACUAGCCCUGAGGGAUUAAAGUACUAUGAUGUGGUUGAGGGGAAGGGUCCAAUAGCUGAAAAGGGAUCAACAGUUCAGGUACACUUUGACUGCAUGUACCGUGGGAUUACAGCUGUGUCAAGUAGAGAAUCGAAACUCUUAGCUGGAAACCGUAUUAUUUCCCAGCCAUAUGAAUUCAAAGUUGGAGCUCCUCCAGGCAAAGAAAGGAAGCGUGAAUUUGCAGACAACCCAAAUGGUCUAUUUUCUGCGCAGGCUGCUCCAAAACCACCACUGGCUAUGUACUUGAUAACUGAGGGAAUGAAAGUAGGGGGAAAGCGAACUGUGAUUGUUCCUCCAGAGACUGGGUAUGGACAAAAGGGGAUGAACGAGAUCCCACCUGGAGCCACAUUUGAACUAAAUGUUGAGCUUUUGCAAGUAUUACAGCCUGAAGGAAAGUGAGCUGAUUUUGUGUAUGUAAAGAUUAUGUGCUGCUGUGUCCACAACCCUGCAACUGCACUCUCCAUCGGUGGGUUGGUAAUCUCUUUGAUCUCCAACCCCAUAAAUCAUGUAUCCAUGCUAUUUUGAACACAAACUCCUCACUUGUCUUAGAAGUGUCAAUUUGUUAUAAAGCCAUUGAUACGGAUGCAAUGUCGCCAACAAUGGUAUCCUUCUAGGGGGCUUGGGGGUAGGGGGAUGGGGACUUUACAUUUAUAGCUUCAGAAAAGAGGAUGAACUACCUAGCAACUUAAAUUUGCCUUUGCAAUAUACACGGUCAUUUUUGGCACAGGGAAAAAUGUGUGGAGCAG
Molecule: messenger RNA, 1071 nt
Organism: Juglans regia (Persian walnut)
Lineage: Eukaryota; Viridiplantae; Streptophyta; Magnoliopsida; Fagales; Juglandaceae
Product: peptidyl-prolyl cis-trans isomerase FKBP18, chloroplastic-like
Exons: 7
Coding region: 50-724 (224 amino acids)
Cellular component (GO): chloroplast thylakoid lumen
Molecular function (GO): peptidyl-prolyl cis-trans isomerase activity
Source: RefSeq, a predicted model, not a curated record